This is a messenger RNA of Momordica charantia (bitter melon), 1162 nucleotides long. Its product is annotated as transcription factor RAX1-like. The record is from RefSeq and is a predicted model, not a curated record. Lineage: Eukaryota; Viridiplantae; Streptophyta; Magnoliopsida; Cucurbitales; Cucurbitaceae.
GACUUUUUGGUUCAGUUGUGAAGGGGGAGAGAGAUUAUUCAAACUCUACAAAGGCACAGAUCAAGGGAGAGAUUAGAUGGGGAGGGCUCCUUGUUGUGACAAAGCCAAUGUGAAAAAAGGGCCAUGGUCUCCUGAAGAGGAUUCUCAGCUCAAACACUACAUAGAGACAUAUGGGACUGGUGGCAAUUGGAUUGCCCUUCCUCAGAAAGCUGGUCUGAGAAGAUGUGGGAAAAGCUGCAGAUUGAGAUGGCUUAAUUAUCUGAGGCCCAACAUUAAACAUGGUGAAUUCUCGGCUGAGGAAGACAGAAUCAUCUGCACCCUCUUUGCCACCAUUGGAAGCAGAUGGUCAAUUAUUGCUGCUCAGUUGCCAGGCAGGACAGAUAAUGAUAUAAAGAACUAUUGGAACACCAAACUGAAGAAGAAACUUAUGGGAAUGAUGGCAUCUCCUCCUCCUUCUACUAUUCCUCCACAGAUUAUUAAAAAAACUCAAUCUUUGAUCUCACCCUCCCACCAAAACGCCCCGUUUCAUCCCCAGAGCAACAAUAUUUUCAACCCAUCAUCACCAUCCCCUUCAAUCCCAUUUAAUUACCAUUCCAACCCCAUUUCUGGGAGCUGUAAUUUGGCCACCUACCCAUUUGGCUUUGACCACCCCUACGAACAAACCCUAAAAAGCAAUCACCAAUUCCAAUAUUGCACUUCAUCUGGCGGUGGUGGACAUGGAUACAGUCCCAAAAUGGGGGUUGAAUUUGGAAGUGGGUUAGUUUCCUCAAAUGGGUUUGAAGGGAAUAAUCAAGGGAAGUUGAUGAAUAAUUAUGGGGAUGGUAACUUUGGGGAAAAUUAUGAUAAGUGGGUAAUUAGUCACAGUAACAGUAGCAGUAAUAAUAAUGGGAUGAUGAUGUUGAACGUGGAGGAGCAGAAGAAGUACUGUUAUUACUACUGAUGGGGGUUUGAUUCUGACCACUGACUGUAAGUAAAAAUCAAGGAAGAUUUGAUGGGGUAUGGGAGAGAAUUCAGAGAAAUGGCUUGCUUUUAUUUCCAGAUCUAUUGGGGUUUCUAUGUUUUUUCUUUUUUUUUUUUUUUUGGUUGGGAAUUGGGAUGAAAAGAAAUGGGCUUGUUUCCUUCCUAUAUAAAAUUUAAUGGUACUUUUUUUUUUAAUUUUAAA